AUGAAUCGAAUAGAAUAUACGGCUUUAAAUGAAAAAAAAAAUGACGAUGACUGGAAAUAUAAGUAUAAAUCGGCAUUUACAUAUGCUGAUUAUAAUGAUAUUGAUAAAAUGGGUUAUGAAGCACCAAAACGAUAUCCAAUUCAGAAUGGUCCUCGCUAUAAGAAAUAUACGUAUUCAAAUGAAGCAUGGGAAGAGCAAAUAGAGGACCGUGAUAAGGGAAAUAUAUUCAUAUCACUUGUUGAAUUGUUCUUUUUAAUGCUAUCAUUCACCAUAUUUAUUUUUACGCUUCCCUUAUCACUCUUUUUUUCACUUAAGUUUGUCUCUGAUUGCGAACGACUCGUAGUUCUUCGACUUGGAAGAGCCCAGAAAAUUCGUGGACCUGGUGCAACUGUUAUUUUUCCAUGCAUUGAUAAAUGUACAAAGAUUGAUCUUCGCGUAAAUGCGUUCAACGUACCACCUAUACAAGUUAUUACAAUCGAUAGAGGACUUGUCGAACUUGGUGCAACUGUUUUUCUACAAGUGAAAGAUGCAUUAGCAGCAGUUUGUGCUGUUCAAGAAAGGAAUCAAUCGACAAGAAUUUUAGCUAUAACGAUUUUAUAUCGAAUCACAAGUAAACGACAAGUUAACGAUAUUAUUAGCGGAAAUGGUCGUAAAGCGUUAUCUGAAAAUUUAAAGGAUGAACUUGGUGAAAUCACUUCUUCAUGGGGUGUCGAAGUUAUUAAAAUUGAAUUAUCGGAUAUUAAAGUUAUUAAAGAAGGUGAAAAUAUGGCACUUAACUUAUUCAAUAAGAUACUUAAAUCCGAAUUUGGAUCACAAAUUCUCGGAACACUUUCCAAAACAGCUCACGAAUUCAUCGCUGAACAACAACAACAGCAGCAACAAUAUGAAUCGAAACAGGAGGAAAAUCCAAGCGAAGAUCUCAUACAGUUCUCAUCAACAGUACCUAAUAAUGUAGAAUUUAAAAAUACAAAUAAAACAGAGAUUAAUAUCGAUGAACUGAUCAAUUAUCUUUCGAUGAUAAUUGAUGAACGUUUAGUGACAACAAUUGGACAAGUAUUUCAAAUUCGUUGUAAAGAUUUCGGUGAUUUUUAUUUGAAUUUAAAAAAUGGUUCAGGGAAAUGUAUGCGAGGAUUGUAUGCAGGUGCGGAUGUUGUUUUUGAAUUAAAUCAAGAAACUCUUCGCCAAAUAAUUAAACAAAAAAUUUCACCUGUACAAGCCUAUUUAAAUGGUUCACUAAAAAUCACCACUGGAUCAUUGAAAUCCGCAUCGAAAUUUUCGGUCAUUUUUGAAAGAAUCGCUCAUUUGAUAUGA
Molecule: messenger RNA, 1311 nt
Organism: Dracunculus medinensis (Guinea worm)
Lineage: Eukaryota; Metazoa; Nematoda; Chromadorea; Rhabditida; Dracunculidae
Source: the annotation of a GenBank genome assembly